This is a messenger RNA of Aureobasidium musti, 384 nucleotides long. The record is from the annotation of a GenBank genome assembly. NCBI's taxonomy places the organism in Eukaryota, Fungi, Ascomycota, Dothideomycetes, Dothideales, Saccotheciaceae.
AUGGAAGAGAAAGAAAAUUUGAACCUUGAUCUCAUGAUAGUCGUCAUCGACAAUCUCGAAAAGACAUACGCGGAGAUCUCAGAACUGCCUAUGGCAGCCAGUCAUUCGCCGGCUCCCUUCAAGGGAAAGAACGCCGAAGAAUGCUUUGAGAUGCUCAAGAAAAUGAAGGCAGAUACGGGAUCGGAGAUCAAUGUCGAGAAUUUUGCUGUUUUUGACGAGAGAUCUGUGGAAGAUGACACCGUGUUGAUUGUACAAGCUUCUGAAAAGACUGGGGAAAUCGAGACUGUGCGCGGAGCUCUCAGAGAGACGGAUUUGGCACUGGUGAAUUUGUGGGUUGGAAACAUGGAUAUUGAAGAGUUUGCCCUGGACGGAACGACAUGCUAG